AUGACAACAUGUACUUGCAAAAAAGAUUCAGAAAGAAUGGAUACUUCAGAUCCUUACGAUAGUUAUACUUUUAUCAAGGAAAUUAGAAGUGGUGGCGAGGGAAAAGCUAUUUUGAUGGAAAAAGAUGGCGUUCAAUACAUUUGUAAACAAAGAAUAUUCGAAUCGUUGGCCGAAGCCAAUGCUGGUUUAAAAGAGGCAUAUACUUUGGCUAGUAUUAAAGACGAAAAUAUAGUUAAAUUCGAAGAGGUAUUUCUCAGAUCGAUUCCAGGCGAUAAACAGAUCUAUCUUUGUAUUAUGUUGGAGUACUGUCCAAAGGGUGACCUUUUGGACUUUCUUCAUGAACUGGUGACUACAACCGAUCACUCUCCAACACACUCCACUACUACCUCGAAUGUCUCUGAUACUAGCAGUGUCAGUUCGUUGUCUGGUGAUGCUGGCCAUGUUUCGACUACACAUGGAACACCUCCGCGCUCACCUGGCGAUACCAGUCCAGCGAUUGUCGUCGAGACUGGAAGUGUAUGUUUGAUUCGUUCUGCAAAGGAGUUGAUCAAGAAGAUCAUAGAGAGAGAUAUCUCACACUUCCAACUGAGACAUCGUCCCAGUCGUAGCUCGGUGAGUCUUCCCACAGAGAAUAGCAGUGGUAAUCUGCACACCGAAAGCAAUAUAUCUACGACAUUCUCUGAUGUAUCGAUGGAUUCACUGUCGUCACCCAACUCGCAUAUCAACAGAUCACAGGUGUUCAUCCAAAAGAGUGUUCUCCUCGAAUGGCUAACACAGAUUGCACUCGGUGUGCAGGCACUCCACAAAGAACGUUUGAUUCACAGAGAUCUCAAGUGUGAGAAUGUAUUUAUUACCGGUGACGACCGGCUAAAGAUUGGUGAUUUCGGACUGGCAACAAAGAAUGGCACUGGAAAAGGUAGAGUUGGAACCUAUAUGUAUUGUGCACCAGAAGUUCUAGAGAAUCAGCCAUACAAUCGAUCGGCAGACAUCUUUUCACUGGGUUGUAUCUUUUACGAAUUGAUCACACUAAAGCUGCUGGUAAAGAACAAGCGAUACUUUGCCGAGGAAAUAAUUGCCGACAACUUUGAUAAGUUGUCAUUCCUCGCUGAUUUCCCACAACGAUAUUCUUAUUUUGGUCCACUGGUUUUGAGAAUGUUGGACAAGAAUCCAUCGCACAGACCUUCGAUUGAGACCAUUUUAGAUAAGAUUUUGGAAGUUGAUGAUGAACAUAGUAUUCAAUCGAAAUCAAAAUUACAACUAGAGAAUUUCAAAGGUAUUAAAAGACAACUAAGUAAAACAGAUUUUAAAGAGGCAGCAACUAUUUUAGCGAGAGCAUUCAAAAACGAUCCAAGAUAUGUCAAGCUUUUCCCAGCCGAUCAAGAAAGUUCACACAAACAUCUAAAGGAUCUAUUUUAUUUCUCUGUUAAAGUUAUGGCAAAGAAUAAUGCAUCCAUUUGGGGUUACUUUGGUACAGAUAAUAAAUUAAAAUCAGUAUGUCUAUGGUAUAAUCCAGACAAGAAAAAGGAAAUUAAAUUUGGUGAUAUUUUUAUUGGAGGGCUGACAUUUAUGACGAAAGUCGGUAUCAGCAAGGCAAAGAAGGGAUCUGACAUGAUCCACGCUAUAAACGACAUAAUGGUGAAGGAGAACGACGAGAAGCAUUGGUUUUUGGCAUACGCAGGUACUGACGAUGACCAUAGAAACGGUGGAAUUGGAUCCUAUCUAACGAGUGGAGUGUUGGAGUGGGCUGACCAUUCUCAGUACAAAUGUAAAACAAUGGUAUUUAGCAGAGACAAUUUCCCAUUCCUCCAACGUCUUGGCUUUGAAGUCACCAGAGAAGUAAGAGAUCAAUGUGGUAUACCAAAGAACAUCGAAGCCGUCUGGAUAUUAACAAGAAAUCCAAAACCAAAACAUCUGGACUAA
Molecule: messenger RNA, 1920 nt
Organism: Heterostelium album PN500
Lineage: Eukaryota; Evosea; Eumycetozoa; Acytosteliales; Acytosteliaceae
Product: putative protein serine/threonine kinase
Exons: 5
Coding region: 1-1920 (639 amino acids)
Biological process (GO): protein phosphorylation
Molecular function (GO): ATP binding; protein kinase activity
Source: RefSeq, a predicted model, not a curated record